CUGAUUGGGUCUUGGAGACAGGAGGGGGCGGGACGCACGUGACGUCACUGCCCGGGGGGCGUCACCUGUCAGUCUCGGGUUGUGCGGCCGGAGGUGUGAGCUGAUCACUUGCUGUAGGAUUCCUCGUCAGGUUCAUAAAUCUCUGAAAAUCCUAAACUUAUCAAAAUGGCAGCAGAGGGCGAUAAGUUGUGGGGUGGAAGAUUUGUUGGCAGCAUAGACCCCAUUAUGGAAAUGUUCAAUUCAUCAGUGUCAUAUGACCAGAGGAUGUGGUCAGCUGACAUCAGAGGCAGCCAAGCAUAUGUGAAAGCAUUGGAAAAAGCUGGACUAGUGAGCAAAUCUGAAAUGGAACAGAUUGUCACUGGCCUUGAUCAGAUCCAUGAAGAGUGGUCUCAAGGCACAUUUAUACUGACGAAAGCAGAUGAAGAUAUACACACUGCUAAUGAGCGUCGACUCAAGGAACUCAUAGGAGAGCCUGCAGGGAAGCUUCAUACUGGACGAAGCAGAAAUGAUCAGGUGGUGACUGACAUGAGGUUAUGGCUGCGGGAUUCCUGCUCUGUUUUAUACCUGCACUUGACCCGUCUUGUCCGGACAAUGGUUGACAGGGCAGCCAUAGAGGUUGAUAUACUGUUUCCUGGAUAUACUCACAUGCAGAGAGCACAGCCUAUUCGAUGGAGUCAUUGGAUACUAAGCCAUGCAGUUGCAUUGUGUAGGGAUGCUGAGAGACUUGGAGAGAUAAAGAAAAGGAUCAAUGUUCUACCACUAGGAAGUGGAGCAAUAGCUGGGAAUCCCUUAGGUAUAGACAGAGAACUUCUUCGAAAAGAACUUAAGUUUGACUCGGUAAGCUUGAAUAGCAUGGAUGCUACCAGUGAGCGGGACUUUAUAGCGGAAUUUCUUUUCUGGGCAUCUCUGUGCACUACUCAUCUAAGUAAGAUGUCGGAAGAUCUUAUUAUUUACAGCACCAAGGAAUUCAACUUUAUUACCCUCUCUGACUCUUACAGUACUGGAAGUAGUUUAAUGCCUCAGAAGAAGAACCCCGACAGUUUGGAACUAAUCCGAAGCAAAGCUGGACGUGUCUUUGGAAGGUGCUCUGGUUUUCUGAUGACACUAAAAGGUCUUCCAAGCACAUACAACAAGGACCUGCAGGAAGACAAAGAGGCCAUGUUUGACGUUUAUGACACCAUAUGUGCUGUGCUUCAGGUGGCAUCUGGAGUAAUUUCCACAUUACAGAUUAACAAAGAAGCUAUGGAAAAAGCUCUGAGUCCAGAUAUGUUGGCCACAGACAUUGCUUAUUAUUUGGUCAGGAAAGGGAUGCCCUUCAGACAAGCACAUGGAAUCUCUGGAAAAACUGUUCAGCUCGCAGAAACCAAGGGCAUCGCACUCAAUAAACUCUCUCUCGAAGACUUAAAGAGCAUCAGUCCUCUCUUUGCUAGUGAUGUUUCCAAAUUGUGGAACUAUACAAACAGUGUGGAGCAGUACACGGCAGCAGGUGGAACAGCGAAGAGCUGUGUGGUUGCACAGGUUGAACAGAUCAGAAACUGGAUGAAAAAUCACAAGGACCAUUAACAUUAUGAAUUAUCUGUAUUAAGAUGUAAGCAUAUCAGAAGAUACUUCAUACCCUCAGGUAGUUAAUUGUAUAAAAAGUAAUUACAUAAUAUAACAUUAAAUGUCAGAUAUGCUAUCUAGCAUAGUAGGACUGUCAGCAGAUGACCUUAUCCUUUGCCUGGAAUGCUUUGAGAGGAUACAUGCUAAUAUAAGCAGGGGCUCAUAUCCCUCAAUUUCUAGUAAUAAUUCUACAUUAGAGCAUUACAAACUGUGUCAAGCUUCUGCAAACCACUUCAGACCACAGCUUCUUUGUUUCCUCCACCUAAAAUAAAAAAAGGUUUCGAGAAACCAUGAUGAAAAUAGUUGCUCUUUAAUUUUGCCUUUCUCUCCUGUGAAUUAUAUUUUUUCAAUAGAUUUUUUGAAGAAUUUGUAAACUUUAACUAUUUAGCACUACUGAGAAAAAGUAGGGUUGUCACACUUGUUGUCCUGUCAAUAUGCUAGAUAUUUGCACCAAUUACUUGGGCACACACCCUUGUAUAGGAUUUUCUAAAUAGGAAAAUUAAUUUGUCAAUGUAAAAAUUUAUAAUAAAAACAAUAAAAUGUAUUGUGUGUUAUGUUCUAUUCAGUUCUUACAAUGUUUUUUAAAGCC
Molecule: messenger RNA, 2191 nt
Organism: Hyla sarda
Lineage: Eukaryota; Metazoa; Chordata; Amphibia; Anura; Hylidae
Gene: ASL
Product: argininosuccinate lyase
Exons: 17
Coding region: 166-1563 (465 amino acids)
Cellular component (GO): cytosol
Molecular function (GO): argininosuccinate lyase activity
Source: RefSeq, a predicted model, not a curated record